Molecule: messenger RNA, 489 nt
Organism: Bipolaris oryzae ATCC 44560
Lineage: Eukaryota; Fungi; Ascomycota; Dothideomycetes; Pleosporales; Pleosporaceae
Exons: 1
Coding region: 1-489 (162 amino acids)
Source: RefSeq, a predicted model, not a curated record
AUGGACCGCUCCGACAUGGCAUCCAUGUCCAAUUGCUCGACAUCUCACCAUCAAGCCUCCGUCAAGCGUGACAUCUACGCGUCUGAGACUGAGGUAUAUUUUACCAUGCACAGGGUUACUCUAAUCACCGUGGUGGUAGUUACAGGUGUAGCAGUCAUUGCCCUCCUCGUCUUUGUCGUACUCCGCGAGCGGCAUAGCAAGCAGCGUGAAAUUCAGCGCACCAAGGACAUUGAAGCUAGCGCUGCUGCUUUUGCUAAGGUUAUCAACGAACCCUCUAGCAAACAGCCGACGCCGCCUACCGCACCCAGCUCGCCAUACAUGGGUGAUAGGUUCCCCGAUGGCGGAAUAGGUAACUACCAGCCGGCUCGUGUGUCGUCUGACAAGUCCUUUUAUGAUGGGAGGUAUGGACAGCAUGAUGAGUAUCAGCUUUAUGAGGUUGAUCUAGGACAGGUGAGGCGACUGGGUGAAGACAAGUUCGGCAAGUUGUAA